CAAGUUGGAGUUGACGUCUCCAAAGAACACACGACAAUUUUCAAAUAUUCUCCAACAACUGCAGCUGCAAAGUCCAAAGGUAUUUACUGCUCAUGAAGCUCUACAAUACACUUACUAACUGAUCUUUUGCAGAAAACGAAACAUAUACAAUAUUGUCAAGCUUCAACAACUUCCAAGAUGACGCUCUACUACAGUCUCGUCUUCAUGCUACUUGUAGCAGAGAUGGGCCUUUUCGUCCUUCUCAUCGUGCCCCUCCCGUUCAACUGGAGGCUCAAGCUAUAUACGUUCAUUUCCGAAAGUCCUGUCAUAGCCAAAGUACAACACGGUCUGAAGAUAACGUUUAUCUUCAUCCUUAUCCUGUUCUUAGACAGUGUAAACCGUGUGUACCGAGUCCAAGUUGAACUCGCCCUGGCAACUGAGCAAUCGCAAACUGGAGCUGUUCUCGGACAUGAGCGCAUGGAAGUUCAGGCCCGCAAGUUCUACUCUCAGCGCAACAUGUACCUCUGUGGCUUCACGCUGUUCCUGUCUCUGAUUCUCAACCGCACAUACCUGAUGAUCAUGGAGACCCUGAGACUCGAGACCAAGCUCAAGCAAUACCAAGGUGACGCAAAGGCCAGCGGCAAGGACGCCCAGAAGCUUGAGGAGGCUGGCGGUAUCAACGAGAUCGGAAACCUGAAGAGGAAGCUCGCCCAGAAGGAGCAGGACCUCGAGAAUCUGAAGAAGCAGUCUGCCGGUCUUACCCGGGAGUACAAUGAGCUCAGCGAUAAGUACGCUUCUACACAAUCUACCGAGACCCUACCAAAGAAGGAUAGGUAAAUGGUAAAUGCAUGUGCAAACCAAAAGAAGCUGGGCCUGGGCGCGGCCGAAACUGGGGUGUUGAGGGAAGAGAUGGCCAUCGGUACAUGUAAGGAGUAGAAGGCGCGGUGAGAUAGCGCCUUGUGGAUAAACAUAGAUUGGAGUAGGGAUAUAAGCUACACAUAAGUAGGAAAAAGGACAAUCUUUUUGUCCCUCUUGUCAGCAAUGCUUGUGGGUACAUGUACACGAAAUGAUAUUUUGGGGAUUAGCGGUCACAAUGUAUUGAUAUCUGGACGU
Molecule: messenger RNA, 1092 nt
Organism: Pseudogymnoascus destructans
Lineage: Eukaryota; Fungi; Ascomycota; Leotiomycetes; Thelebolales; Thelebolaceae
Exons: 8
Coding region: 178-816 (212 amino acids)
Biological process (GO): intracellular protein transport; endoplasmic reticulum to Golgi vesicle-mediated transport
Cellular component (GO): endoplasmic reticulum membrane; endoplasmic reticulum
Source: RefSeq, a predicted model, not a curated record